Annulohypoxylon maeteangense is the source of this 2881-nucleotide messenger RNA. Its product is annotated as fungal-specific transcription factor domain-containing protein. The transcript is spliced from 4 exons. Bases 95 to 2689 code for a protein of 864 amino acids. Gene Ontology annotation, molecular function: DNA-binding transcription factor activity, RNA polymerase II-specific; DNA binding; zinc ion binding. The record is from RefSeq and is a predicted model, not a curated record. NCBI's taxonomy places the organism in Eukaryota, Fungi, Ascomycota, Sordariomycetes, Xylariales, Hypoxylaceae. Gene Ontology annotation, biological process: regulation of DNA-templated transcription; DNA-templated transcription.
GCUAAAGUACUUUCGCUGUCAGACCGUCCCCAUAUUACCGGCCAGGAACGAGCGAUCCGACGUUUCCAAGGGAUUCUUCACCCGAGGAGAGACGAUGAGUAGUGCUAGCGGUAACUCUUCUAGGUCCGCCGAAGCGAAACGGCGCGCCCGUCGCGUGCCGGAAGACCAGCGGAAGCGUGGGAUUCAGAGUUGUGACCUAUGUCGAAAGAAACGUUGUAGAUGCAUACCUGCGUCCGGAGAGGCUAACCGUUGCACGGCAUGUCUCGCGCAAGAUGUGGAGUGUACCUUUACGCUGCCCCGGAAGACCCGCUUCUACGGCAAUGUGGAAGAUCUGAGUGAUCGCUUUCGUUGUCUAGAGGCCAUCGUCAAGGGAGCCUUCGCAAACGAGGCUACCGAAUCGGUCGCUGAUCUCGUGCAGCUUGGCCGAUCCCGAGGAUACCAGAUGCCCGACUUGUCGCACAGCCUUGAAACAUCGGCCAAGGUAGAUGAAGCUUUGGGAAUACCGCAGCAGCUAGAACCCCUCGGCGGAGGAGGGGUAUCCGUACCACACACAAACCAGUCCACUCGCUCGGGAACGAGACAUAACUCCCACGCCUCGGCACAACCAGAAAGUUCACAUUCGAUCGAUAGCACCACCUGUCUCGUGACCGAUACAUCCGGAAAGGAGCACUAUAUCGGGCCAUCCGGGGGCCUUCAGUUUCUGGGACAGCUGAGAAGGCUCUUGAUAUCUCGAGACCAGAGACCCGGUUCGCAAGGCCUCGAGCCUCCCAGCGUGGCCAAGUUCACCGAAGACGACGGAGCUCAGGCGCUCGAGGUCGAAGACGUUCACGAAGAUAGCCUCGACUCGGGUCCUCUCGAUUCCAGACUCGCCGACGACGCCUCUAUAUCCACUACGCGCGACCAGCGCUCACCUAGAAGCACCGCCUCCCCGGAGAGCAACCAUACCCGAAAGACCUCGGUUGGUAUAGAAGAGCAUUGGAGACGACUCCCCACACAAGACGUACUCGAUAGACUGUUGCAGUCGUUCUUCCAAAAUGUCCACGACGACUUUGUCCUGUUCCAUCGAGGAACGUUCGAAGGCGACUACGAAGCCCAGACGCGGAGAUUCGGUCACUCCGGGGGACAGGAAGAGGAGAAAGAUCUAGACCCUGGACUGCUGGCAUGCAUUUACAUGAUGCUUGUAUUUGGUAGCAUGAGCGAACCUGACAUCGGCGGACCUGAGCUCAAUCAUAACGCGCUGCGAAGGCAUUGCGUGUCGUCAGCUAGAUCCCUCCUACCGCAUCUCAUCAGCAAAUGCACGCUGUAUAACCUUAGAGCCUUGCUUCUGCUAAGUUUGUUCCUGCACAACAACAACGAGCGAAAUGCGACUUGGAACCUCGUGGGGACGGCAACGAGGAUUGCCUUCGCCUUGGGGCUUCAUCGGAGAGAUACGGAGUCGGCAUUCAACCCGAUCGAGAGGGAAAUAAGAAAACGAGUUUUCUGUACUUUGUACGGUUUCGAACAAUUCCUGGCUACUACCCUUGGCCGGCCAAGCGGUAUCAACGAUCCUGAUGUCGAAGUCACCCCGCCACGUCCGGGGAUGUUGGAUGACAAUGGCGGUGGCGGCGAUGCCGUGUUGAUCGCUUCUAGCAUACGGCUGCAUCAGAUACUCGGGAGAAGCAGAACUGGCCAAGGAAUAGGAAACACUGGAGCCGCCAAAGACUCGGGACGUCCAAGUCCCGAAUCGAUCCUUCUAGAACUCGAUCAAUGGCGAGCCGAUAUUUCGAAAAAUCAAUGGUUGAAUAUCCCUCCCAUAAAAACCGGCGAGCGUCUGCUGGACGACAAAGAACCAGGCGCCAUAGGUUUCGACGACCUUAGAUCCCUAUUACGGUGGCAGAGAUCGUCGUUGCGGGCGUCACUAAUGUUACACCUACUCUAUCACUACACCGGUCUAUUCACCACCCGUCCAUUUCUGCUGCAGGAAUUGUCCAUCAACCAACCACCCGGUCAGGAACCAAGCCAUCCGUCCAGCCGACAAGCCUCUCUCGCGGGAACCUGCCUACAACAUGCCAGUCAAAUGGCCAUGAUCAUCCUCUUGCUAAACUCGUUCGGUCUGGUCAAUGGUGUGUCGGGCUUAGACAUCUUCUAUGUCUACUGGGCAUCCAUGAUCCUAUCGUCCGGCAUGCUUCGACACAACGUGGCACCGGAGGAAGCGAGAGUGCUCGAGACUUUUAGGAGUCUGGUGGGACAGCUUAGGGUCGUGUCGAUGAAUGUCGAGAGGAGCGGUACGAUGAAUCGAUUCGCGACGCUUCUGGGCGACUUUGCAGAUUAUGUCAAUUACCGAUACAUGCCACCACUAAAAACAUUGACAGAUGAAGGUCUGGAAAAUAAUGUAGUCGUAGCGGGGAACCAGGUAAAUGGGGUCCCCGGCAAUCCACCACUAGACCCGACCCAUAUUCCAGCGGGUGUGGCGGGUGCGGCGGGCGCUCCAGGUGCUUUCAUAGGCUCUCACACGCUAGACUCGUUCUACUGGUCUAACGAUAUGAUACCCCUAGCGCAAACUAUAGAAGGUGGAGUUGACCUGGACGGUUUUAGCGGGUGGGCUGGACACGUUAGCGGGGUCGUAGGCGAUGUGGACUGGGUUACCACGUUGUCGGGGGGUAUCGAUAUGUCGAUGGGGUACGGGAGUUCCCCUACAAGGCCUCAAUAGCGGUAGGGUAGGUAGGGUUUAGGUAGGUAGGUACUUAGGGUUUGGGUAGCUUAGGGUCAAAAGCCAUGGAUGAUUUAUGAGGACAUCAAAUCAUGAUUGCGCACUGGAAUUCAUAGAUCACUGGGUAGGUAGGUAGGUAGAAAGUCUCCCUAAUCAUUUACUGAAUGAGAACAUCCAUGGAUGUAAACAUUU